AUGGAUGUUGGUCGCAUAUUUUCUCGUCGACGCUGGAGCCGGCUUGUUGAACAACCAGACUCUCGCCACCAACAGACGCACGUAGUCGCUGUAAUGCCCGACGUCGAGAUGUCCCGAACGGGAACCGUACAACGGCAGGAAGAGAAGGAGGAUGACACCGAGUACAGACCACUGAACUGGAAGAAGAUCUUCUUGACGCCAAAAUAUAUCCCAUUCCACCUCUUGGGCAUUGCCAUUAUCGUGGCCACUGUUUUCAUCAGUCUUCACCAUGACCAGGUCGUGGAGAAAUUGAGGCCCUUCUCUGAAAAAGUCCGAUCGCUCCCAGGAGGAUUUUUGAUUCCCAUCGCCAUCUUGGUUUUGAUUUCCUUCCCGCCUCUAUUUGGCCAUGAGAUCGUGGCUUUGCUGUGCGGUGUAGUGUAUGGCCUGUGGAUUGGAUUCGCCAUUGUUGCAGCCGGCACCUUCAUCGGAGAGAUCGGAACCUGGUUUGCUUUCAAGUACACCCUGCGACGCAAGGCCCAGAAGCUGGAGAGAACCAACCUCAACUAUGGUGCUUUGGCGCGAUUGACUCGCGAUGGUGGAUUUUGGAUCGUCUUUAUUAUUCGAUUUUCGGUCAUCCCGUCCCAUUUCUCGACGGCGGUCUUUUCAACCUGCGAUGUCAAGUUCUGGCACUUUGCCAUUUCGACGUUCUUGACACUGCCGAAGCAAAUCAUCCUUGUCUACCUCGGUGUUCUCUUGGUUGAGAAGAAGACGAACAACAGCAACAACACCAUUAAGAACGUUGUCUUUGGCGCUACUUUUGUUCUGACCAUCGCGCUCGCGAUAUACAUCUAUGUUAAAAUGAGAAGAGUCAAGAAGAUGUUGUUGCAGGAGCAAGAGGAGAGAAGAGUGCAGCGAGAGUUGCAACAGGUGCCUCAGAAGGCCGAGGUCGACGCCGUUGAGACCGUGAUCGCGCCUCUCCAGCUAGGCGCGGAGACGGCGCGAACAGACAGACCGGGAUACCCACACUGGAUUUGA
Colletotrichum orchidophilum is the source of this 1014-nucleotide messenger RNA. RefSeq lists its product as uncharacterized. The coding region runs from base 1 to 1014 and encodes 337 amino acids. NCBI's taxonomy places the organism in Eukaryota, Fungi, Ascomycota, Sordariomycetes, Glomerellales, Glomerellaceae. The transcript is spliced from 5 exons. The record is from RefSeq and is a predicted model, not a curated record.